AUGAUUUCUGUCCAGAAAUCUGUGCCCCAGUGCACCACUGAAAUCCCUCCCGGCCGGGGAUACCCUCUUCAUACGAACGUGAGGAAGCCAAAGAUCGCGAUUGUGGGGUGCUCAUACGCGGGGAUGUCAGCAACCCUCACAUUGACGGCUUUGAAAGAUGAUCUUUCCAUUCCCUUUGAAUCUUGGGGUGAUUACAGCCACCUUCAAAAUGCCCCUUCGGUGCAAGAUUUCGAUAUCACCAUCGUUGACGAGAGAGAUGGAUUCUUCCACAGUGUCGGAGCCCCACUAGCCCACAUAUCGCCUGAGAAAACAAACAUGAUGUGGAAAGUCUAUGAAGGAUUUGCGGAGUUGAACCGACCGGAUAUCGAGUUCGUUCAGGGAACCGUUACGAGUAUCAAUUCGGCGAGUCAGACGAUGCAAUAUCAAAACUCUGAAGGCAAAUCAGAAGCAUUGGAUUACGACUACAUCAUUAUAUCUUCGGGCCUCCGGCGCCCAUGGCCUGUCGUUCCACGGUCCACGCAAUUCAGCUCAUACCUGUCGGAUGCUUCAACAUUUACACAGAGAAUAGUGGGAGCUCAAAAGCUCGGCGUAGUUGUCGUUGGAGGCGGCACUAAUCUUAUUCUUGGCGUAAAAGGCGCUGUAGGAGUCGAGUUUGCUGGCAAGAUCAAAACACAUUACCCUGAGACGCCAGUCACCUUGGUUCAUUCACGGGACCAAUUGCUCUCUAGGGAACCGCUGCCAGAAGAGUUCAAGACAAGAACAUUGGAACUGCUCCGGGAGCAAGGAAUCGAAGUCAUUCUCAACCAGCGUGCCCACGUUGAAGAGCUGCCAGAUGGAACAUCCUACGUCAAGUUCAAUGAUGGCAAUUGCUUACACACUGCUAUGGUCAUCACGGCAAUGGCCUCCCACAACCCCUCCUCGGAAUUUUUGCCACCUGCCAUUCUCGGCAACGGAGGCAUCAACGCUGAUUCAUAUCUCCGAGUUAUCUCCGGAAUUAAUCCCAUCCCUCGAAUGUUUGCAGCUGGAGAUAUCAUAAAUCUUCCGGGGAUCAAACUGGGAGGAACCGCAAUGUUGAUGGGGAGUGUAGCUGCGGCCAAUAUCUACUCUUUGCUGGUCGCUCAAAAUAAUUCAAGCUGGUCAUUAGUUAUGGAACCAUACGUCCCGAUUAAGCCGAAGAUGGCUCUAUCCGUGGGUAACAGUGCUGUUUGUUAUACCCCUGGCGGCGAAGGAGUCAGAUAUGGAAAAGAUUUGGUGGAGCCUCUGUUUGGGUCUGACCUUGGAUGGUCAAAAGUUCUGUCGGCACUUGGAUUGAACAAAUACGAAAACGCAUCAGUGUAA
Molecule: messenger RNA, 1338 nt
Organism: Penicillium odoratum
Lineage: Eukaryota; Fungi; Ascomycota; Eurotiomycetes; Eurotiales; Aspergillaceae
Exons: 5
Coding region: 1-1338 (445 amino acids)
Cellular component (GO): cytoplasm
Molecular function (GO): electron-transferring-flavoprotein dehydrogenase activity; flavin adenine dinucleotide binding
Source: RefSeq, a predicted model, not a curated record